This is a messenger RNA of Microsporum canis CBS 113480, 1218 nucleotides long. Its product is annotated as ribonucleotide reductase. The transcript is spliced from 4 exons. The record is from RefSeq and is a predicted model, not a curated record. Lineage: Eukaryota; Fungi; Ascomycota; Eurotiomycetes; Onygenales; Arthrodermataceae. Gene Ontology annotation, molecular function: oxidoreductase activity. The coding region runs from base 1 to 1218 and encodes 405 amino acids. Gene Ontology annotation, biological process: deoxyribonucleotide biosynthetic process.
AUGGCCACUCUGUCUACUCCCUCGAAGCAGACUGCUUCCUCUCUGGAAAAGCUCAAGAUGAACGAUACACCGAUGAAGCCGCUCAAACUGGACCUCGGGGACAAGGAGAAUGUUCCUGUCUCUUCGGAUGUUGCUGAGCCAGAGCUGAAGAAGGUCGAGAUCGAGACCACCAAGCCUACCGAGGCCCCAGUCGUCAAGGCCAAAACACCCAAGGAACUCGAGGCAGAGGAGCCUCUACUCCAGGAGAACCCUCAACGCUUCGUCCUAUUCCCCAUCAAGUAUCAUGAGAUGUACAAGAAGGCCGAGGCAUCCUUCUGGACCGCCGAAGAGAUCGAUCUCUCCAAGGACAUUCACGAUUGGAACAACAGGCUCAACGACGAUGAACGAUUCUUCAUCUCUCACGUCUUGGCCUUCUUCGCCGCCUCAGACGGUAUUGUCAACGAGAACCUCCUUGAGCGUUUCAGUGGCGAGGUCCAGGUACCAGAAGCUCGAUGCUUCUACGGCUUCCAGAUCAUGAUGGAAAACAUUCACUCCGAGACAUACUCUCUUCUCAUUGACACUUAUAUUAAGGAACAGAAGCAACGAACCUACCUUUUUGAGGCUAUUGAUACCAUUCCUUGCAUCCGCAAAAAAGCCGAUUGGGCCAUCAGGUGGAUUCAGGAUAAGGAUUCCACCUUUGCCCAGCGUCUCGUUGCCUUCGCUGCCGUCGAAGGUAUCUUCUUCAGCGGCUCUUUUGCCUCCAUCUUCUGGCUGAAGAAGCGUGGUCUUAUGCCUGGCCUUACCUUCUCUAACGAACUCAUCUCCCGUGAUGAAGGUCUCCACACUGAUUUCGCCUGUCUCUUGUUCUCCCACCUCAACUACCGCCCAGAUCCCACUGCUGUCGAGGCUAUCAUUACCGAGGCAGUCAGCAUCGAACAAGAGUUUUUGACGGAUGCCCUUCCUUGUGCUCUUCUCGGCAUGAAUGCCAAACUCAUGUGCCAGUACAUCGAGUUUGUUGCCGACAGACUCCUCGUUGCUCUUGGGAACAAGAAAUUCUACAAUACCACCAACCCCUUCGACUUCAUGGACAACAUUUCCCUUGCCGGGAAGACCAACUUCUUCGAAAAGCGUGUUGGAGACUACCAGAAGGCCGGUGUGAUGGCCAGCACUAAGAAGGAAGAAGAUCCUUCUGAUGAGCCUGAGAACGGCGGAGCUUUCCGAUUCGAUGAAGACUUCUAG